Mercurialis annua (annual mercury) is the source of this 1403-nucleotide messenger RNA. RefSeq lists its product as uncharacterized. Gene Ontology annotation, molecular function: cysteine-type peptidase activity. NCBI's taxonomy places the organism in Eukaryota, Viridiplantae, Streptophyta, Magnoliopsida, Malpighiales, Euphorbiaceae. The record is from RefSeq and is a predicted model, not a curated record. The transcript is spliced from 7 exons. Gene Ontology annotation, biological process: proteolysis. Bases 274 to 1014 code for a protein of 246 amino acids.
UACAUAAAUUAUUCAAUUUCUAAAAGUAGAAACUCUCAAUUAAUUCGGUUGCUUCUUUUGCUUUGAACUUGAUGAAAAUCGUACACUUUUUUGGAACAGACAGUCUGAAUCAUUAACCAGACACAAAAAAUUAAAGAAGAAGUUUGAAUUAUCGAACAGAACCAGUCUGAUUAGGUAAGCUUCUAGUUCAAACAAAAUCACAACACCACACCACCAUUACAAAACUAAACAAAAAAAAACUAAGUACUUUUUCAUGUCCUAGUAUCAAUCAAAAUGAGAAAAAGAAAAGUUGUCCAUGAUGAUAAUAUCAUCAUAGAUCUCGACUGUUCUUCAGGGGACAGUGUAGUUCAGCCUUCCAAACAGCGUAGUCGAAGAAAGAGGAUUGUUAAACAACCGGAUAAAGCGAAGGGAAAGCUGAACUCUACAGUAUUUGACUUCCACUUUAAAUAUUUGUGGAGCAACUUCCCGGAAGAAAAGAGGACGAUCUUCACAUACUUUGAAUGCAUAUGGUUUUAUUACUACAUGACUGCAUCGUCAAAUGAAAAUGUGCUCACUUGGAUCAGGGAUAAGCACAUUUUUUCAAAGAAAUAUGUUAUUGUUCCCAUUGUUUACUGGAGCCAUUGGAACCUCUUGAUCUUAUGCAACUUUGGUGAGAGUUUAGAUUCGGUGAACGAAACUCCUUGUAUGCUGUUACUGGACUCGCUUCAAAAGGCAGGGCCAAGGAGGCUUGAACCAGCAAUAAGGAGGUUUGUAUUGGAUAUUUUCAGAUCUGAGGGUAGGCCUGAAAGUAAGAAGGCAAUUUCAAAGAUUCCGUUGUUGGUGCCCAAGGUGCCGCAACAGAGAAACAGUGUCGACUGUGGUAACUAUGUUCUUUACUUCAUAAAUUUGUUUGUGAACGAAGCUCCUCCGAACUUUAGCAUGAAGGAUUACCCUUAUUUUAUGAAAGAUGACUGGUUUGAUCUUGAAGGUUUUGCACACUUUUGUGAGAAACUGAAACCCCUCGAGGGGGUAUAAAAUAUUGAAGUUCAUACCAGGAAGAAUUUAUUGCUACCGUAGAUGGUCGCACAUUUAUUAUACAAAAUUACCAUGAAAAUCAAAGUGGAAGAAAUGGGAAUAGUUCAUAAUCUUAUAUUUGUUGUACAAGAGUUCGAAGUGCAGUUGAGUGUUAUGAUCAUAUAUGCUGGAAGAGUUUGUAGCUAGAAGAUUUUAGUGCAUUAUAUAAAGCACAUCAGUUCUUGAAUUUGACAGCAUAAUUAAGUUUACAGAAGCUAGAGGAAAUUUGAUCGUGUUGAACUUCAUUAGAAAGGUAUUGAGCAGAAAUGUAUAAUAGUUAUUAGGCAGGACAGACAUGUAUGAAUUUUAUUUGUCAUUCUUGAAUUGAAAAGAAAGAAAAUGUUGAAGCA